CCCGCGCCGGUAGCGGCCCCGCGCCCGCUCCGGCGCCGCUGCCGCCCGCGCCCGCGCCGCUGGCCACGCCGGAGCCGGGGCCGGAGCCGGCGGGUGCGCACACGUCGAGGCCGUACGUGAACAGGAAGCUGCCGGCCAAGAAGCCGGAGCCGGCCGCGCCGCCGCCGCCGCCGCCCGCCGCCGACAAGAUGUUUACCGAAUCUCAGGAGAGCUGGAAUUCGGAAGAUGAUCCUUAUAGAUUGUGGUGUAUAUGUAAACAGCCCCACAACAAUCGCUUCAUGAUAUGUUGCGACAGCUGCGAGGACUGGUUCCACGGCAAGUGCGUCAACAUUACCAAAGCGAUGGGCCAGCAGAUGGAGGAGGACGGCAUCGAGUGGCGGUGCCCCAACUGCGUCAAGAAGACGAAGCCUACUCCUAAAACUAUUACUAAUAAAAUGACAAUUCAGAAGAAACAAGAAGUAGAGAGUGAUCAGUCCCCACCACUCCUUGUGUCGCCGCCUGCGAGCAAAGUGUUGUCGUCGAAGACAAGUUGCAUUGUGUGCAAGAAGCCUGCCCGCGCCAGCAGCAUUUACUGUAGUGACGCUUGUAUUCUCAAACAUGCGCAGGACUCGCUGGGCAAUCAGACGCCAGGGAAAGGAGAUGGGGACACUCAUCACGAUAAAUCGAAAUCUGAUUCCAGGGUUAUUGUGUACGAAAGAAAGUCUGGCAGAGUACUCGCUGGACCGAAUGCGCCCACACCUGAAAACUUGAAAGUUUGGCUACAAAAGAAUCCUACUUUUGAAGUUGUACGCCCUGGAGCCCUAAGUGCUAUUAAACCGAAUGUAAUGAAGAAGAAAGCGGCAGCGGCAGCAACCAAGGAACCAACAAGAAUUCAAACAACACUUAACUUUGAGCGGAUUCCGAAAAAACAAGGGUUGCAAACUAAGGAACUUAAAGAGAUUCCUCCUAAACUGAUGUAUUCAAGAGAAGAGCCGAAGACUAUGACGUCACCUAAAACUCCAGUGACGCCGAAAUCACAGCAGCCGCAAUUCCCCGACACUCCAAGAGCCAGCACUUCCGGGUUACGAACUAUCCCUGAACCCAGGAAACUCGUUCGCACCGCUAACCGGUCGGUCAACGAGAAAACGCCUAAGGCACCGUCAGUCUCGCCGGCUGCAGCGCGCAAGAAGGACACUCCGCCCGACACUAAGAGCAAAAUGAAGUCCGCGGAGCCCAUCCGGGACAACGUGAGGAAAGCCCUGCAGGAGCAGAUGACUGCUCGCAUGGCCGAGAACACCGGGCCCAAGUUCAGUGAAAACGAGAUCAGACAGUUCGCCUACGACACAGAGUUCGAACUGCACGAGUUGUUCCGGGACGUCGGCAUGAAGUAUAAGGCGAAGUACAGAUCGCUAAUGUUCAACAUCAAAGAUCGGAAAAAUCUUUCGCUGUGGCAGAAAAUCUGUGAUAAAACUAUAACACCUAAGCAAUUGGUACGAUUGUCGCCAGAGGAAUUAGCUAGUCAGGAGUUAGCGCAAUGGAGAGACAAGGAAGCUAAAUAUCAGUUGGAGUUGAUAAAGAAAUCUGAACUCGAUCUGUUAGCUGCCAGUAAAACAUAUGUUCUCAAGACACAUAAGGGAGAAGAGGUAAUGGAGACAAAAGAAUCGGUUUCCACCGAGUUAGACCCAAAUGUGCCAGUAGAAGAUUUGGUCUCUGCUUUGAACGACUCAACUGCUACUGAAGAACCUUCAAAAGACAACUCCUCUGAAACCGCCGAAAGUCCAGUGAAGGCAGACUCUAAAAAGCAUAGUAGUAAGAAAAGCGCAAAAGAUUCCCAUUCCAAAAUGAGUAGUCGAGAAUCAAAACGUGACUCGGAAAGCAGAAAAUCACGAUCGUCAAGAAGAAAGUCGGACAUUAAAGAUAAAGAUGAGAGACAUACAAGACGAUCGGAAAAAAGAACGAGAGCCGCAUCCAAAGAUAGGUCUAGGAGAGACUCUUCGAAGGAGAAAGAAAGCGAACGCAGCAGACGAAGAUCGCGGUCGAGAACUAAAUCUAAAAAGCGGUCGAAGUCUCGAGAACAUUCCAGAUCGUUGUCGCAGAGUCGGGACGAGUCGCGCUUGCGCAGGCACUCGCGCCGCUCCAAGUCUAAGGAGCCCUCGCGGCGCAGGAACAGCUCGCGCUCCAAGCACAGAAGCAGCACGGACGACAAGGCCAAACAUCGCUCUAGAUCUCAAGAAGUGGUUUACACUAAGAGCAAGAAUGAAUCUACAGAUUCCGAUUCAUUGGAGAGGCCAAAGUCUGCGAUGCUAAAGGAAGCUCAUCCCGAAUACGAUCCCCACGAACCCAUGAUCACUUCCGCGUUCUCCGAAGAAGACCUGAGGAAAUCGAGGGACGAUGUGUAUGAAGAUAGCUAUAACAAGAAUGAGAUCGGGGACUACAGUGGCACGGAAUACGAUCCGUCGAAAACUUUCGCAGUGGAUGCAAGUUUAUUACCCGGCUCUACUUUUGCUUCACCAAAACCUAGUUCUGAAAAACUGGAGAAAGUUGCAGAGGCGGAGAGCGACCAGGAGCCCAGCAGCACGGUGGAGCAUUCUUCGGCGCCGGUGUGGAACGGCUGCAUCAACAUGGUGGACGUGGCGCGUUUCUACGUUGCCGCACAUGAGGUAUCCGGAACAGCGGCGGAUAUAGAAGAAGAUCUCAGCACGGAACUGGAUAUUGUGGGCAGGAUAAACCCGGACACGGUGUGGGACUACAUCAGCAAGAUGAAGAGAGCUAGCAAUAAAGACAUUAUCAUAUUAAAGUUGCAGGCUGCGAACGACGAGGAAAAAAUGCAGUACAUAGCGCUAUACAGCUAUCUCAGUAGUAGGAAUAGGCUGGGCGUGGUGCGCGUGCUGAACACGACGCUGGUGAAGGACUUCUACAUCGUGCCGCUGCCGGCGCACACGGCGCUGCCGGCGGUGCUGCUGCCGCUGGACGGGCCGGAGCCGGCGCUGGAGACGCGCACGCACCUGCUGGUGGCCAUCGUCAUCCGCCAGCGCAAGAAGCGCGUCGCCGCCGCGCCGCCCGCCGCGCCGCUCCCAGCCAAGCAAGUCCGGCGUUCAUCGCGCAAGCGCUCGUACACGCCACCGGUUCUCGCGGCGGCGGCCGCGUCCUACACGCCGCCGGCGUCGCCGCGGCGCCGCGCGCUGCCGCUGCCCACCGCCUACACCUCGCCCAAGCUGUCUACUUCAGUCAAGGACAAGAUAGCCGCUACACUUGCGUCAGCGGACGACGACGAGGCGUACAGCCCGGGCUCGUCGACCAGCAGCGGCAGCGCGCCCUCGUCACUGCGCUGUAAGAUGGAGGAGCUCAACCGCCAGAUCGAGGAGCAGAAGCAGCAGAUACGCAAGAUGACGCAGGCCGACUCCGCAGCUGCUGGCGAGGACGAGGCGUACUCGCCGUCGCGGCCGAUGACGCCGCCGGGCGCGAGCGCGGGCGUCGUGCCGCUGGCAGACAUCGCGCUGCCCUCCAACCUGCAGGAGAUCCUCGCCACCAUCAAGCAGCGCUCCGAGCCCGCCGCCGCCGACGUGGACAUGCGCCUGCCCCAGCAGCUGCCUUAGCCCCCGGACUCGAUCAAACGUUCCGUAACAAGAUGUUAAACAUUUACGCCUCACGAGCGUUGAAGAUAGCGGUCGGAACGACCACUAGACUCUUAACUUUUGAACGUACUUUUGAGUUGGAUUGCCCUGCGUUAAGUUUAUGAUGCUGGUGAUUUCUAAAAUUAAACAGUGCGGCCUGUGACUCCUGUUUUUUGCGUCAGUGCUUUUUUUUAUUACAAAAGGACAUUGCUAUUUUUGGUCGUGUAGAACUGAACUAAAAUCAGAGUGUAGUGUUUUUAAAAUCCCGUGGAGAAUCAUUUGGAAAUUAUAUGUGUAUUUUUUUUACUAAAAUGUUUGCGUAUAUUUAGGUCAAUGUUGAGCGGUGAAUCAGUGUUACUUUUUACAUAUUUCGAGAUUGAAAUUGUUAAUUCACAGUGAAGUUUAGUCUGAUUUAAUGAACUGUAAAAGAUAUUGCUAUGAUCUAUAGAUAACUAUAAUGAACACGUUUAAACAUUGUCUUCUGCCAUUGGUGUAGUUUUAAAGCUGAUUGUUUUAUAGUAGGAUGUAGUACAAGAUUAUUUAUAAAUAGUGUUGUAUAAUUGCAGCAAGUAAUUUACUUAUUCUGUACUUGUAGAGAAAGGAAUGUAUAAAUGAUUAUGGUUUAAUCCGCCUGCGAGUGCAUAGAGAGUCCAUCUACUGUGUAGUGGUUAUGUAGAGAGUAUGUUAUGUGUAUAUUUCUACUUUUGUAGACUAAUUUAGACUUACUUUUUUAUUACUUCAAUGGACUAGUUAUUACUUUAAAUGUAAAACACGGAAAUGCAUGCAUGCUUAGCAUGUAAUCUUUUUGAGAAUCUAUAUGUGCAAUAGAUUGUAUAAGAAUGGUCAAUAUUUGUAUUGAUUCAAUAAUAUUAAGUGUCUAUCACAAUCUUAUACUUCAGUGAUCACUGAUCAACAUCAGACUGUAAAUAGUUUAAACCUAAAUAUAGUUAUGAAAUCUUUAAUGCUGUGUACAAAAUUAAACAUAUAUGGCACAUAGACUCGAAA
Messenger RNA from Leguminivora glycinivorella, 4598 nucleotides. RefSeq names its product death-inducer obliterator 1 (gene pps). Lineage: Eukaryota; Metazoa; Arthropoda; Insecta; Lepidoptera; Tortricidae. Gene Ontology annotation, cellular component: nucleus. The transcript has 15 exons. The coding region runs from base 189 to 3575 and encodes 1128 amino acids. Gene Ontology annotation, molecular function: protein binding. The record is from RefSeq and is a predicted model, not a curated record. Gene Ontology annotation, biological process: DNA-templated transcription.